Molecule: messenger RNA, 981 nt
Organism: Rotaria sp. Silwood2
Lineage: Eukaryota; Metazoa; Rotifera; Eurotatoria; Philodinida; Philodinidae
Source: the annotation of a GenBank genome assembly
AUGAAAGUAUUGAUAAUUGUAUUCCUCAUCAUUAAUUUGUUGAAUUUAUUGAUUAGAAUACAAGCUAUCUUAAAUGGUUUAAAUGGUACUUCUUCACGUUGGCAAGUUUAUCCUGGCGGUAGUUAUCAUUAUGGUCCAUCAAUAUUGAUCGAUAAUAAUGAAAAUCGCACUAUUCAUAUGUGGACAUGUUCACCAGGUACAGGAUCAAUGGAAUGGGAUGUUAUACGUUAUCAUUAUUCAAACGAUAAUGGUCAAACUUGGUCACCAGAUGUAAUAGCAUUAACACCAACAAUUGGUAGUCUUGAUACAUAUUCUGCUUGUGAUCCAGGCGUUGUUAAAAUUAAUAAAUAUUAUUAUAUUGGUUAUACAUCCACAACAAAUCCAAAUGCAACACAAAAUCAAUUAUUUUUAGCACGAUCAUUGAUUCCGAAUGGAAACUAUGAAAAAUGGAAUGGUACUAAUUGGGAUUUAAAUAAUCCUCAACCAAUAGUUGCAUAUCAUGGUCCAUCAAGUAAAUAUGGUAUUGGUGAACCAUCUUUAGUUCUUAAAGAUAAUCUUAUUUACGUUUAUUAUACAACUGCCGACGAUACUGGUUCAUUUACUGAUUUAGCUAUAGCUCAACUAAAUUCAACAAAUCAAGAUACAUGGCCAUUAAAUUUACAACAUAAAGGACAUGUUAUUAGAAGACGUGUUAAUCUUGGUGAAGAUUCAACUGAUAUAAAAUGGUGUCCUCAAUUACAACUGUUUAUUGGUGUAACAACAAUAAAUCGUUUUUCAUCUCAAGCAACUGUUGGUGUUUAUCAAUCAUUAGAUCAAUAUGGUUUACAAUUUCAAUCUACACCUUAUAUUGGUCAACAUGUUCAACAAGGUGCACAUAAUAUUGGUAUAAGUCGUUCAACAUCUGGUUGGUUUUAUUUAGAAAAUCAAAAUCAUUUUGUCUCGUAUACUUAUCAACCUGAUGGUUCUAGUUGUGGAAAUUGA